Columba livia (rock pigeon) is the source of this 3600-nucleotide messenger RNA. It is a transcript of the gene STK17B, whose product is annotated as serine/threonine kinase 17b. The coding region runs from base 167 to 1285 and encodes 372 amino acids. Gene Ontology annotation, cellular component: nucleus. NCBI's taxonomy places the organism in Eukaryota, Metazoa, Chordata, Aves, Columbiformes, Columbidae. Gene Ontology annotation, biological process: intracellular signal transduction; protein phosphorylation; positive regulation of apoptotic process. The transcript has 8 exons. The record is from RefSeq and is a predicted model, not a curated record. Gene Ontology annotation, molecular function: ATP binding; protein serine/threonine kinase activity.
GGAGCCACAUCUCAGCGGGCUGCGCGUUUCAAACGCGGGCUGCGCGAGCGUGGGGGUUGGCGGGCGCGAGCGAGCGGCGGCCGUUUGCGGCGACCGUUGGGCCCCCUGAGAGGCUUCCUGGGAGUCCGGCGGGAAGGGGUGACUCGUAGAAGAGAGAGACCUGACUAUGUCGAGGAGAAAGUUGGAGAAUAAAAGCCUUUCUGGCUUAUUAGCUACAUCUCUGCAGACACAAAUCAGGACAGACAAUUUCCACAAUUUUUAUGUGCUUGAAUCAAAAGAGCUAGGAAGAGGAAGAUGUGCUGUGGUUAGAAAAUGUGUAGCUAAAUGCACAGGCCAAGAAUUUGCAGCUAAAUUUUUAAAGAAAAGAAGAAGAGGUCAAGACUGCAAAGCAGAGAUUCUUCAUGAAAUUGCCGUGCUUGAAUUAAUGAAAUCUAAUCCUCGCAUAGUUAAUCUCCAUGAAGUCUAUGAAACAGCAAAUGAAAUCAUCUUAGUCUUGGAAUAUGCUGCUGGAGGAGAAAUAUUUGACUUAUGUGUCCCAGAUCUGGAUGACAGAAUUGGUGAAAGGGAUAUUGUAAGACUUAUAAGACAAAUACUUGAAGGACUUUGCUGCCUGCAUGAAAACAAUAUUGUUCAUCUUGAUUUGAAGCCUCAAAAUAUUUUGCUGAGCAGUGUCAAUCCUCUUGGUGAUGUAAAAAUUGUAGAUUUUGGUAUGUCUCGGAAGCUUGAGAGUUCUAGUGAACUGCGGCAGAUCAUGGGAACAACAGAGUAUCUAGCUCCAGAAAUCUUAAACUACGAUCCUAUUACCACAGCUACAGAUAUGUGGAACAUAGGCGUUAUUUCAUACAUGCUGCUGACACAAGAAUCUCCAUUUGUGGGAGCCGAUAAUCAAGAAACUUACCUUAAUAUAUCUCAAGUUAACGUGGAUUAUUCAGAAGAAACAUUUUCAUCAGUUUCACUGCCUGCCAAAGACUUCAUUCAAAAACUUCUCAUCAAAAAUCCAGAGGAAAGACCCACAGCAGAGGCCUGUCUUUCUCAUUCAUGGUUGCAGCAAGAGGAGUUCAUCCUCUUGUCCAGCCCUGAGGGAACUUGUGGCUUUUCUCUGAUGCCAGGACACGCAAUGAAAUUCUCAGAAGAGCGGAAUGUAAAAUCCAGUUGUAAUGGUACCUGUAGCAACAAGGAAGACAAAGAAAACAUUCCAGAGGACAGCAGUACAGUCUCCAAACGUUUCCGUUUCGAUGAUUCAUUGCAGUAUCCCCAAGACUUCACGACAGACUUCAUAUGUUAAUACGUAAUACAGACUUUUAUCAAAAGAAUUUAGCAUAAUCUGUUCCAGUGGCAAAUGUAAGGUUAUGGCUUGCCAAUUCGUGCAGCGUUGGCAUAUGGGAAAUGCACUUUGACCUUUUUAUGCUGGUGCUUCCUUGUCUGUCCAUUGCUGGCAAUGGAUUUAACUCCUGAGAAAUCGGGGUUGUUGCACCAAUAAAAUGAAUUAUUUUUUUUAAGAAGAUAUAAUUAAAUAUUUUUGCACUUUUCAAGUUUUAGUCCAAAAAUGAUGUCAGAGUGAACAAAUUAAAUCCUGAAAAUGAGUUUGUUUAAACUCAAGCUUUGCCAAACAGUGGUUGAAUACAUGCACAGUUGUAUGACUAGCCUUAAUGAGAAAUUGGUCUAAGCAGGGAAACUGGGCUUAUUUGUGAGCAUUCUCAUAGCUUUAAAUGGAAGCUGAAGUGGGUGUGGUUUGGGAAUAGGAUACAUCUGUUGGGGCCAUUUGGAGGACUGGUUUCUCUCAAGGAUCACUGGUAGCUGAGGAAGUGUUUGCGCCUUAUGGAUCUGGUCCACUUGGGCUUUAUAAGGCAUAGUGUGUGUGUUUUUCCUGUGUUGGAUCUCUGGAAUGCUUCAAUAGAAAACGUCCUUGCAUUAGUGGUCCUUUCUUACCAGUAAGUUAGAUUUGAGGAGGAUGAGGGUCCCACGCUGAUGUGAAUAUUUGAUACACUCGUUAGUUUGCUUUCAUCAAACCUCUGAAAUAAUAUUGUCUACCUGUAGUGACCUAUUCCUCAUCUUAAAAAUGAUAAUUAAAAACAAAACAAAACCCACCACCACACAAAAAAUCCCAAACCAUAAAGUCUCUUGAAAGUAAUAACUGAAUAAACUGAAAAUUUUAGCCAUUUUUGCCAGUGCAGCUGCAAUGAAAAGCUUUUCAUUAUGCCCCUCAAUGUAGCAGUGCAGUGCAUCUGUCAGUUAUUGCUAUAGAUAAUGACUUGGCUUCCUGCCCACUUGGAGAAAUGGACCGCAGUGUCAAAAGACAAGCUACUUAAUAAUUAUUUUAAGCCUUUACAUUUCUUUUGGUUAGUAGGCUUGUUAUUUUUUUAAGUUACAUCCCUUGAACUUCCUGUUUCUAGGCUCUGAGGAAAUAAUGCCUAUGUCAAGUUUUGACUUGGAGCAACUACCAGUCAUGCCUUAACAGCCUGAAACUCGUACUGACAAGGUAAAGUCCUCAUUGUAACACUGAGGCUGGAGGUCGUCUUGUGUAGGGAAUGUAUUAAAACUCUUAUAAAUGUUUUGGAAGUAAAUGGCACUUUAAAAUACUUUUGGGGUUUUCCACUCCUUAAGACUUAAUCGUCUUUGAUUUGGAUUUGAUUUGGUUUGUAUAAUAAAGUAUCACAAUCUAAUAAUAUUUUUUGAGUGUGCCUGUGGACUUGGCAAUUGCAGAUUGAAGUUUUGGAACAACCUGUGCUUGAGAGGUGAACAUAAUGAGUGCUAAAAGGUUGUAUUUUAUUUUUCUUCGUGCAAGGAAGGCACAAGUUUUUUUACAAACAAAUUUCAAUAGAAGGUAUCACCAGAAUGCUGGGGGAAUUCAGAACUCUUGUCUCUGUUUUGGGUGACGCUCAUGUCGAGAAGCGAGCAGUUGACUGAGGUGUAAGGUCUGUAAGACUCUUUCAGCUCACGUUUGUCAAGAGAAGUAAAAGUUUUCCGAGACUUGCUCUCAUGUGAAAUGAAGUAAUGAAUAUACUCAGCAUGGAUGACGCUCAGAUGCCUGGGUAUAAAUGAACCACAUUGAGUCUCUUCUAUGUGUUAAUUUUCAUGGAACUUUUUUUCAGUGAUACUGAUAUUGCAUAUAAUGAUAAAAUGACUUUGGAGGCAGUUGCAUUGUGUUCAGGUACCUUAUACUCUCACUUUUCAAAGUCAUUGGCUUUUCCCACUUGGAGUCUUUUCUAACCUCUUGUUUUUCUCUACCAGCAUGGAGCCUAAUUUGAACUGGGCAAAUUAAAAACACAAACUAUUUUGUCGAUACUCAGAAGUUAAAGUUCACGUAGGAUGAAGAAAAUGUCAAAAAGCUCUAAUGGAAAAAGGUAGAAAAGAAUGUUUCUAAAAUUAUUAAAUUUUAAAACUCUGCAACAAUGUUACUGAAAUUACAGCCGGGAAGCUUCGUACAUUAGUAUUUUUAACAUAUGGAAAAUAAAGCCGAAAGCAUAUGCCAGCACUUUACGACAAAAUUGUUAUUUGUUAAGAUUUUUAUCAUGGUAUCUGAUGUUUACAUUUCAUACUGCUUUUGGAGCUAACUUAUCUUUAAAUUUAAAUAAAUGAAAAUUGGUCUUAUCCAAGGAA